AUAAUGAACGUUACGUUCGAAAUGAUACCAACAAAGAAAAAAAAACAAAUUCUGUAGAAAAAAACCGUUUUCUACUAUCUAAUGGAUUGGCAACACUAAGCAACAAAACAAGUAUGUUACAUGUAAAUUCAACCAGCGAGUGAACUCAAAGUAAUCAGUCCUAUUCCAUAAUUAUCAGUAGGAUGAUGGAGCUGUUAGCAAAGCAGACCACUCUGCUGUUUUGUGUGUUUAGUUUUAGCCUGGCGUUCCCUGCACAUAUUAAUCCUGAGUCUAUAUUUAUCCCACCGGCACACCUUUUGAGAAACAAUGCUGGUGAUGUUCGUGAAGCGGAUUCAAAUGAGCUGCCCUUUGAUCCUCGAGUGCCGCCAGAAGUGACGGAUCAAGAUGCCAAUAUUGUUCUGAAAGAUCUUGGAUACCUUAGUGCGGAUGAUGUCGUCAAUAGGUUAGACCAAACCACAGAUGAAAUCGGCAGAAAUGCGCUGAAACGGUUACAAAGGCGUUACAACUUGACAGAUAAUGGAUUACUCGAUGAUGAUACCAGACGUCUGAUUGCAGCUCCUCGUUGUGGAGUUGCCGAGCUUAACGAAAUUGAGGAAAAAUGGACGAAACGGUCGUUGACAUUCAAAGUUAGCAGUUAUCCUAAAACCUUUUCGCAAAAUGAAGCGCGACAAUUAAUAACCCAAGCAUUUGACGAGUGGACCAAACAUGUGCAACUGAAUAUAUCUGAAGUAAAACACGGUGAAGCCGACAUCUAUGUGAGUGAUGAGCAGAAAAUCCAUCAAGACAGGUUAGGCCAGGAAUGUAGAUUUACAGCUAACACUACUCUUGCGCACGCCUUCUUUCCGGAGGUUGGAGAUAUUCACUACAACAGGGAUCGGAACUACACAGCGGAAGAAUUCUUCAGCACUACCAUACAUGAGAUCGGUCACACACUAGGAUUGGAUCACACCGUUUCGAGAACAUCGAUCAUGUUUCCGUUUCACAUUCGAUAUCAUUCGGAAAUACCUCUGGAAGAUCGUCGAGCACUACAAGCAAUGUAUGGUGCUCGUCGCAUUAUCACAAUCCCAACGUUACCGCCGCAAACAGAAAGCAGCGUUGCUCGUUUAUGUUCUCUGAACGCAUUCGACACCAUACUAAACGAUGCUCGUGGUCGAACGUAUGCCCUUGCUGGUGAUUAUUACUAUAGGCUCGGCGAAAGGAACCCCAGAGGACGUCGAAUUUCCUCGAAAUGGCCAAAGCUGCCAGGAAGCAUAGAUGUCGCGUUCACCUAUCGGAAUAACAAAACGUUCUUCUUCAAACGCAGUCGAGUAUGGGUAUACGCCGACAACCAGCUGGAGGCAGGUUACCCAAAGCCCAUAAAAGACGACUUUCCCGGACUGCCGAGUAAUUUGAGCGCCGUUUUCGUUACGAAACAUGGAAGCCUGUUGGCUAUCAGGAAGAAACAGUACUGGUUCUACAGCCCUCGGAAGAGGCCACAGGUCGGCAAGGAGUUCCCUCGGUUAGUGUACGACUUCAAGGAUAUGCCGGCCAAUCUGGAUGCGGCGUUGCGUCAUACUGACGGCCAGUCGUAUUUCUUCAAGGGUCGAAAUUUCUAUGUUUUGAAUAUGAAGAACUACACAAUGGGUCCGGCUACACCGAUGGAGCAGCUGUGGUUUUCUUGUUAGUCACAAAGAUUCUCUAAAUUAAUAGGAAGCUAUGUUAGGACGAGGCUGUUAGGGUCAUUACAAGUACACAUAUGCAGGUUUGAUGUUGUGGGAUAUUCGAUGGGAGUUCUCAGCAUGAUCGUUUAACUCAGAUUUGAGUUUGAUCAGCUUAAGCUAAAGUAUAGUUUUUUAUUUAAGAUAUGUUCAAUGACAAAUUC
This is a messenger RNA of Aedes aegypti (yellow fever mosquito), 1861 nucleotides long. RefSeq names its product matrix metalloproteinase-19. The record is from RefSeq and is a predicted model, not a curated record. Gene Ontology annotation, cellular component: extracellular matrix. Lineage: Eukaryota; Metazoa; Arthropoda; Insecta; Diptera; Culicidae. The coding region runs from base 183 to 1664 and encodes 493 amino acids. Gene Ontology annotation, molecular function: metalloendopeptidase activity; zinc ion binding. Gene Ontology annotation, biological process: proteolysis. The transcript is spliced from 2 exons.